Olea europaea var. sylvestris is the source of this 1092-nucleotide messenger RNA. RefSeq lists its product as uncharacterized. The coding region runs from base 98 to 955 and encodes 285 amino acids. The record is from RefSeq and is a predicted model, not a curated record. Lineage: Eukaryota; Viridiplantae; Streptophyta; Magnoliopsida; Lamiales; Oleaceae. The transcript is spliced from 3 exons.
UUUUUACUUAAAAACUAUGUAAAAUUAUUUUCUAUGGUGAAAUUUUUGUAGGUUUACUAGGUUGCUGGUUUUUACACUAGAAGUGGCUAUUCAAACUAUGGAAAAAUGUGUUGAACAAUUUGUUCUUCUCUUUGAUGCCAGCCAUUUCCGAUCAGCAGCAGCUUUUAUGAACAUGUUGCUGGCAACGUUGAAGAUCCUAGCCGACUAUUAUCCAGGCAGGCUCCACAAGGCCUUUGUUAUCGACCCUCCUUCCCUCUUCUCUUAUCUUUGGAAGGGAGCUAGGCCAUUUGUUGAGCUAUGCCCACUCACUAUGAUAGUGUCAUCUUUGGACUUUGAAGAGUCUUUGGAAUUUAAUGAUUUUAUAUCAUAUCCACGAGCAGCAUCACUCCGUUUGGAUCCUUCAUUUGUGCCAUCAACCAAUAAAGUAGGCUUCUGCACAUCGUCAAGAUUUUCAUUCACAAUCGCGCACCAUUUUGAUUCACUCAAGCCUUGGUAUCUGACGUUGAAGGAUACAUCGACAUCUAAGGUGGGACCCACGACUGCAUCUUUGUCUUCCUUUGGUCCCACCAUCUCGCCCCUUAAUGUUCGAUCCUACUCAUUUACAUCGCCAACUACUAGAGGGCCAUAUGACAACAUCGGAACCGUAAAGAAAGGCUUCUUCCCAUCAACACCAAUGCCACGGAAAACCCAAACACUGGGUAUGUCAACGAUCAAGCAUCCAAGGACUCCAAAGCCUUCAUUCCUCCGUUCGCCUGCGUUGUUCUUCAAAAAAGACUUCCAAUUAACUCGAACUGCAAAAUCUCGAGAAUCAUUUAUCCCAUUUCUGAAAUUUUAUCGCCAAACCUAUGAUGAGAUGGUUUAUAGGUCGAACAUGAGGCCUCCUCUAGGUGGCCUUAUUUCCAUCAUAUCUCCACAGCUCAUGCGAGGACACAUGUCGGUCUCCCAACGAUUUUGAUCAAAAUGCAUAAUAUUGUACUAACCAAGACUCAUUGGUUAUAAUCUCGAUGCCAAAAAGUUUUAAGCAUGCGCUAUACAUUUAUUUUGCCCACCCCAACCCCACCCUAUUAUGCAAUGAAAUAGAGUACUUGCUAA